This is a messenger RNA of Acanthaster planci (crown-of-thorns starfish), 3101 nucleotides long. RefSeq names its product carnitine O-palmitoyltransferase 2, mitochondrial-like. Gene Ontology annotation, biological process: fatty acid beta-oxidation. Gene Ontology annotation, cellular component: mitochondrion. Gene Ontology annotation, molecular function: carnitine O-palmitoyltransferase activity. The record is from RefSeq and is a predicted model, not a curated record. NCBI's taxonomy places the organism in Eukaryota, Metazoa, Echinodermata, Asteroidea, Valvatida, Acanthasteridae.
CUAAUUUUCUCAAUCCCAUUUUUGUCUGCUUUGCCCCCAGAUGGGCGCCCCUGAAUCUGCAGGGAUGAUCCUGGGCCAUAUUGAGUCAAUCCCACCAUUUCUUGGCCCAAACAGACCCCUCUUUUCGAAACAAUCUCUGGGGGGUACUUUUUGUGCGCCUAGUCCUGGCGAAGAAUUUUCCUUGAAUUGUGACACUGCACCCCUAUACGAUCUCGCGAUAACUAACUUAACGUUAGUGACAACGUAAGUAAAGUGGAAUUGAAAAAGAUGGCCAGCUACUUAACCCAGUGUCACCGGAAUGUUGGCAGAAGAUUGGGCAACUUGCUGAAGAUUGGAUUGGGCAAUCAACGUGUUGCCGUGACAGUGCUAGUUCCUUGCCACUUCAAACCACCAAAAGCACUGGGGACAAGAUGGUUCUCAUGUUCUAGAUCUGUUGCUUCAUCAGCAGACUAUCUUCAGACGCUGAGUCCUGUCCCCACAAUGCUCUUCCAACCGGCUAUCCCUCAGCUGCCCAUACCCUCUGUGCGAGACACCUGCCAGCGUUACCUUGCUACUCAGCAUGUGUUUCUCAGUCCAAAAGAAUAUGCCGAGACACAGUCCCUAGUGGGAGAAUUCCAGAAGGGGGCAGGUGUUGACCUCAACAAUGAAUUGGUUGAACUGAACAAGACAAACACCCAUACAAGCUACAUUGCAGAUUUCUGGAUGGAUGUGUACCUCAGGUAUAGAGACUCGGUUGUUCUUAACUCAAGCCCGGCAUCCUUCAUCACCAAUGACCCCAGACCAGAGUAUAUGGACCAGACAACUCGAUCAACCAAUGUGACCGUCUCCAUACUGAGAUUCUUGAAGACACUGAGGGAUGACAAGCUUCUCCCAGAUGCUGUUCAUAGGAACCCUGCCAUCACUGACACGCAAGACUUCUGGAGUUCAUUCAGGACUCUCUCAUCCAAGGAGGCCUACCGACAUGCUCUAGAUAACAACGUGCAGCCCCUGGACAUGAGCCAGUUUUCUAGAAUCUUCAAUGCAUCUCGGAUACCUCGGCCCCACAGGGAUGAGUUGUUCAGAGAUGAAUCUCAGCAGCAUGUGCUGGUGAUAUCCAAUGGCCACAUGUACGUGUUUGAUGUCUUGGAUAUCAGCGGGAGUCUGGUUUCAGCACAGGAUAUCAGAGCCAAUCUUCAGUACAUUGUCAGCCAUUCCACCUCCUUACCACCACCAAAGUACCCCAUCGGCUACCUAACCACAGAACACCGUGAUACCUGGACACAGCUCCGUGAAAAGCUGCUGGCAGUGUGUCCAGGAAAUAAGGAGAGUCUGAGACUCAUUGACUCUGCCUUGUUCUGCCUGUGUCUUGAUGAUGACACGGAUGAUGAUAAGGAGCAGCUAGUCCGGAGAGGAUUGCAUGGAAAUGCUGCAAACAGGUGGUUUGACAAACCUUUCCAGCUAAUUGUAACUUCAAGUGGGCAGUUGCUGGUCAACAUGGAACACUCUUGGGGGGAUGGUGUAACCCUGAGGAGGAUGUUCUCGGAGGUGUUCCAAGACUCCCUGGACCGACCCGUCAUCUCACCGGGGGAUGCUACCGGUAGGGUAGACAGCUCAGAAAGAGUGACCAGGCUAGAGUUCAAACUUGACUCUGUGAUCUCCCGAGGCAUUGAGGUGGCCAAAGCUAACCACACGCUUGCUACCAGCCAGCUAAAUCUACAGUGCAUUCAGUACACAAAAUAUGGCAGCUCCUUCAUCAAGAAGUUUGGAGUGAGCCCUGAUGCUGUGGCGCAGCUGGCGUUGCAAAUGGCAUACCAUCGAGUUACUGGCCAGGUUGCAGCAACAUACGAGUCCUGCAGCACAGCCAUGUUCAAGCAAGGCCGCACAGAGACGAUCCGAUCAGCCACAGCUGAGACUAAAAGAUGCACUGACGCUUUCUACAAGAACUCUGGAGUCAGCUUAGCGGAGCAGAGAGCUCUGGUAAAGGCCUGCUCAGAUAAACACCGACUACUGUCUAAGGAGGCCACAGUGGGUCAAGGAUGGGACCGUCACCUCUUUGCCUUACGUGCCCUUGCCUCUUCAACCGGCAGACCCAUGCCAACAGUGUUCCAGGAUCCUGCAUAUGUUAACAUCAACACCAUCACCCUGUCCACAAGCACCACAGGGGUGUCACCCAGUUCAGCAGGGGCAGCCUUUGCUCCCGUAUCCCCCAGUGGGCUUGGGGUGCUCUACACUGUGUUUGAUGAUUGUAUGACCUUGACAGCAACCAGUUAUUCCACCUCGCCCAGUCUGUCCGACUUUUCCGAAAGUGUUUGCAGUGCAUACGAUGACCUCUAUGAUGUGAUGAGUUAACAUUUAGUCUAAACACUUCGCGCCCAAAUUCUCCAAAACUCCAUAAUUUUGAUGACAGGCUGUUGCUGUGGUACUGGUUAUGUUUGCUCUUAAGUUGUCUUGUAUCCUUGAAAAACCAAAAGACACUACAAAAAAAGAGUGGGCUAUUCAAAUAAUGAGAAAUCAUGUAUUUUGAUUGACCAGUUGACAGUGUCAAAUAGAUCAGUGCUAUAAGCAGGCAUUAAUUUUUCUGGUGCGUCGAGCAGCAUCAAAGAUUCACAUAGUUAGGCCUGUGGUAUGAACCGGCUGUUCUAUCACAUAACUUUAAUACUUUAUUGCAAAUUAUUUGUUCACUUCUAGAAAAGCUGUGCAAUGUGUCAAGAAUGUCAUUGCAUUGCAUUGGUUUUGUUAUUUUAAACAAGAAAAGAAGGAAAAUGAAAAUUUCAAUUUAUUUUACUGAAUUAAUAUCUUUUCUGAAAUGUGAAAGAAACAGCAGGUGGGAACUUUACUAUCACCAAGUUUGCAAUACUUCUGGUAUAUUAUCCACUCCAUGCAGGACAAAGAGAUGGCUUCUUCUGGGUUUACUUACGGACCACUUUCAUAUUGCCUACAACUUGUAUGGGAGGUCAAAGUUUGUAGAAAUAUCACCUUUUUGGUUGGUUUUCGAUUUUCCCUCAAAUUCGUUCAGAAUGGAUAUUUGUCACAUUGAUUUUAAUUAGGGUUGUAUUUUCUUUUAGUGUUUAGUAGUACGUGUAUUAUUACAUGUAUCUGGUGUUCUGAUAGCUGUGUGGAAU